AUAUAAGUGAUUUUAAACCUUGUGUUCACCAUGCAUAAAUAUCGCGUUCUUCAAGCUCUUUGACCAAGUUAACUUUGUUCUUAAAAUCUGGACUUUAGAAGUAGUAGUCUUGCAUCUUCUGGACUGCGCGAAAUUGAAGAGACGAAGAAGAAGUACGCCGGAAAACUCCGCCCCUGCUGUGUGUGGUGUGCUUGGCGGGAUGCUAACAGUUUGUGGUUGUUGUUUGCGUGUUACAAAGUUUACAGCUGAGCUGAUGAAUAAAUCUUGUUAGCAAAAUAAGCUCGCGUUACUUACAAGUUUUUCGACGAGUAGAUAGUUUGGCGGCGCGAUCCAAGUCAUGCCGUCCAGCGCUGGAGCCAGCAGCCCUGCUGCUGCGUACGCAGAAGCGCUGGAGAACUCCGCACACCUGAUCGACACACACCUGCACGAAGACCGCUGCUUCCCGGAUCUGUCCGAGCUGCUGUCCGUCCCCUCUCACAAUAUGCCAACCCUCUCUGGUGUGUCGGACAUGGACUACCCCCUCCAGGGACCAGGCUUACUCAGUGUGCCAAACCUGCCAGAGCUGAAUGCAGUUCGUCGGGUCCCUCUCCCACCUGAGUUGGUGGAGCAGUUCAGCCAUAUGCAAUGUAACUGCAUGAUGGGAGUUUUUCCUGAGAUAUGCAGAGCAUGGCUUACCAUUGAUAAUGAUAUCUUUAUGUGGAAUUAUGAAGAUGGAGGAGAUGUGGCCUACUUUGAUGGCCUUAUUGAAACCAUUUUGGCUGUGGGUUUAGUAAAACCAAAACAAGGGAUUUUGCAGCCACACAUCCAUUACCUCUUAGUACUAGCCACAUCUGUGGAUGUGGUGAUCCUCGGGCUUAGCUUUCCUAAAAGCCAGGAUGGGCUUAAUGACAGCAUGUGCGGUGGGAUGCAGCUUCUGCCAGACCCUCUGUUUUCAAUUCCCACCGACAACACCUACAUCAUCUCCAUCACUUCCACAGACCUGGGACGCAUCUUUAUGGCGGGAAAGGAUGGCUGCCUCUAUGAGAUCGUGUAUCAAGCUGAGGCGGGCUGGCUGAGCCAGCGGUGCAGAAAGAUCAACCACUCCAAAAGCACUCUGUCCUUUCUCAUUCCAUCUCUGCUCCAGUUUGCAUUCUCUGAAGAUGACUCUAUUGUGCAGAUUACUGUUGACAACUCUCGAAACACACUUUACACCCGUUCUGAGAAAGGGGUCCUGCAGGUGUAUGAUCUGGGUGCUGAUGGACAAGGAAUGUGUCGCGUGGCAACCAUGUCACAGAACUCUAUUGUGGCUGCUGCUGGAAAUAUUGCCAGGACAAUUGAUCGUUCCGUCUUCAAGCCCAUUGUCCAGAUCUCUGUGAUAGACAGAUCUGCAUCAUCUGAUUGCCACCUGUUGGCUGUCACUCAUGCAGGUGUGCGUCUCUACUUCAGUACCACCACUUUUGCUCCUCAGCACCAGAAGCAUGUCGCUGUGCGACCUACUCUGCUAGCACUGGUUCACGUUCGUCUGCCACCAGGUUUUUCUGCUUCUUCUACCCUACAGAAGCCUGCAAAGGUGCAUAAGGCACUGCACAGUAAAGGAGUUCUUCUUAUGGCAGCAUCUGAAACAGAAGACAGUGAUGUUUUGUGGUGCAUUAACUACGACUCUUUCCCCUUCAAAAAGCCCCUAAUGGAAACCCAGAUGAUGUCUAAUGUAGAUGGACACUCUUGGGCUCUUUGUGUCAUCAAUGAAGAAAGGCCCACAAAGAUUAUUACCCCUCUGAACAAAGACCAGAUCCCCAUCACUGAUUUGCCCAUGGUGGUCCAUCAGCACAUCAUACCUCCUCAGAAGUUUGUCCUUCUUUCUGCAAAGGGAAGUCAUAUCUUCCAGAAGCUUCGGCCUGUAGACCAGCUACGCCACCUGCUGGUGAGCUGUGCUGGAGGAGAAAGUGAAGAGAUUGAACGUUUCUUCAAGCUGCACAGGGAGGAGCAGGCGUGUGCCACAGCUUUGAUCCUGGCUUGUUCCAGUGCUGCUUGUGACAGAGAAGUUUCACAGUGGGCCACCAGAGCCUUCUUCAGGUACGGGGGAGAAGCACAGGUGAGAUUCUCUGCAGCCAUCACAUCUCCCAGUAAUGUAGGACCGAUGAUGAGCUCUCCAGCACCAGGUAUCCUACCUCCACCUUUGGCCACACCUUUUGCACCAAUGCAGUCUGGAUCUGCUCCUAUCACGCCUAUGCCAGCUGGCCCAGAGGUGGUCUAUUCAGGAAAGCAUAAUGGCAUUUGCAUCUACUUUGCCCGGAUCCUGGGAAAUAUUUGGGAUGGGAGUCUUGUUGUUGAGAAAACUAUGAACAAAGGAAGUCAGACUGUCAGUAUUCUGGAAAGCAGUGUUGCUUCAUAUGAUUUGGAGCUGGUCCUUCUGGAGCUCUACGGUCUGCGGGAGUUUCUUGAUAAGAACUCUCAGUUCACCCCGAUGUCAUUUAGUGCUGCAAGCUUCAGCUCCCCUACAAACCCACAGCAGAGGCUGCUGGGGUUUGCUUGUCUUGAUGGGUCCAGCUCUCAGCAGGUCCAGCAGGAGCUCCAGAGGAAACAUCACACCAACGCUCAGGUCCAUGAAAAAGUGUCUCUGCAGAGCAUCCAGCAGUUGGUGCAUCGCUCCUAUCAGACUCUGGCCCUCUGGAAGCUUCUCUGUGAUCAUCAGUUCAGCGUCAUUAUGUCUGAACUGCCAAAGGACUUUCAAGAGCAGAUGAAGGGUGCAAGUUUUAAGGAUGUAGUGAUCCGAGGCAAAGAGAUUUCUGGAGCUCUCAUCACAGGACUCAUUAACAUAUACAUCAAAGAUAAUGCCUCUGUGGACGCCAUCAGCAGUCACCUGCGGGACAUCAGUCCUCUGCUCUACAGCAGUGAUGACAGCGUGUGCUCCAAGGCUAAUGAGUUGCUGCAGAGCUCCAGGCAGAUCCAGAACAAGACUGAUAAAGAGAGAAAACUGAGAGAGUCUCUACGGCUUUACCAGCAGAUCAGCCAGCACACAGACCUGCCACUCGUCUGCUCCCAGUACAGGCAAGUGCGUUUCUACGAGGGGGUUCUUGAGUUGUGCCUCACAGCGGCUGACAAGAAGGAUCCGCAGAGACUGGGGCCCCACUUUUACAAGAAUGGAGAACCUGAGGAGGACCGAGUGGGACAGCAGGCUUUUCAGGAAAGACUUUCAUGUUAUAAGUGCCUCACAGACACCAUGCAGGAGGUGGUGAACCAGAGCAAAGCUGCCCCUCAGUCCCCGAGUGUGCCUAAACACCCUGGACCUCCUGUCAUGACAUCUGACCCCAACAUGCUCAGUAACGAAGAAGCUACAGCCCAUUUUGAGCAGAUGCUUGGUUUGGCCCAGAGGUCACAGGAUGAGCUGUUUCACAUCGCUCUGUACAACUGGUUGAUCCAAGCUGACCUGACUGACAAACUGCUUGAGAUCAGUUCUCCACACCUGGAGGAACACCUAAUGCAUAUGAUCAAGCAGGACCAGAAUAAAGUGCACAAUAUGGAUCUGCUGUGGCGCUACUAUGAGAAGAACCGUAACUUUGGCAAAGCAGCUCAAGUACUGGCACGUCUGGCUGACAUGCACAGCACAGAGAUCUCUCUGAAACAGCGUUUGGAGUAUAUUGCCAGAGCCAUUCUGUCUGCUAAGAGCACCUCCUACAUCUCAGCCCAGGGAGCUGAUGGAGGGUUCCUUCAUGAGCUGGAAGAAAGGAUGGAUCUGGUGCGUAUCCAAGUCCAGAUUCAGGAGACCCUGAUCAGACAGCACUCCCAUCAUCCCUCUGUGAAAAAUGCCAUCUCCCAGUUGGACUUAGAGCUCAUGGAUAUUUCAAAGCUCUAUGGAGAAUUUGCUGAUCAUCACAAGUUGUCUGAAUGUAAGCUGGCCCUGAUUCACUGUGCAGGACACUCUGACCCAAUCCUGGUCCAUUCACUUUGGCAAGAAAUCAUGCAGAAAGAAUUGGCAGACACUAUUGCCAUGAGUCCAGCAGACAGGAUGAGAUCUCUUAGCUUGAAGCUAGUAUCGCUGGGAAAGAUUUAUGCUGGAACACCAAGAUAUUUUCCUCUGGAGUUCCUUGUUAAGUUCCUGGAGCAGGAGGUGUGUCAGCUAAACUGGGAUGUGGGAUUUGUCACCUUCACCAUGCAGGAGAUCGGAGUGCAGUUACCUCGUCUUUUAGAAGUCUAUGACCAACUCUUCAAAACAAGGGAUCCCUGCUGGCAGCGAUUAAAGAAACCACUGCACCUGGUGGAGUGCAUCCAUGUGCUGUUGUCUGGAUACGUGGAUGAUCCCAGCAGAGUCCCAACCUACGACAGACGCAGAUUCACAAACGUGUGUCUUGACAACAUCUGCGGUUACCUGGUGGAGCUACAGUCUCUAAGUCCAAACGCAGCCCUCCAACAAACCAUCAGCAACUUCAAGUCACUGCAAAGCAAGCUGGAGAAGCUCCACUGA
Molecule: messenger RNA, 4441 nt
Organism: Thalassophryne amazonica
Lineage: Eukaryota; Metazoa; Chordata; Actinopteri; Batrachoidiformes; Batrachoididae
Gene: nup155
Product: nucleoporin 155
Exons: 34
Coding region: 338-4441 (1367 amino acids)
Biological process (GO): transcription-dependent tethering of RNA polymerase II gene DNA at nuclear periphery; RNA export from nucleus; protein localization to nuclear inner membrane
Cellular component (GO): nuclear pore; nuclear pore inner ring
Molecular function (GO): structural constituent of nuclear pore
Source: RefSeq, a predicted model, not a curated record